CGCUGAGAGGCUUUCUUCAACCACAACCUCAAUCAAUCAAGCCUUUUCCUUUUGUUCUUUGCUUUGCUAGCUCACUUGCUCUCAAACUCAAGAGCCCCCAAAAACACCCUCAGUGUCUAAGUGCUCUCUGUUUAAGUGUCAAUGGCUGGCUUUUCAUCAUCAAGAGCUCUAUCUUCAUCUUCUCUGUUGCUCAUCUUUAUUUUCUUCAGCUUCUCAGAAGCCAGAGAGAUAUUGGUUGGAGGCAAAACAGGCUCAUGGGCAAUCCCAUCCUCUGAAUCCCAAUCUCUCAACAAAUGGGCUGAAAGCACCCGUUUUCGGGUCGGCGACACUCUUGUGUUGAAAUAUGACAGUGCCAAAGACUCGGUGUUGCGUGUGACCAAGGAAGACUACGCUAACUGCAAUGUUUCAAACCCAAUUGAACAGCACAAGGAUGGUGAAACCAAGCUUCAUCUUGACCAACCAGGGCCAUUCUAUUUCAUCAGUGGAACCAAGGGCCACUGUGAGAAGGGGCAGAAGGUGAUUGUGGUUGUUAUGACCCCAAGAAAACACUAUGGUAUCUCUCCAGCACCUUCUCCGGCAGAGGUUGACGGUCCCGCUGUUGCUCCAACUAGCAGUGCUACAAGCUUGCAGGGUGGUCUUCUGGUUGUGGCAUUCGGGAUUUUUGCUCUGGGGUUGUUUUGAUGUGAGAAUUUUUGGGUUUUAGAGGGUGGGGUUAAUGAUUUGUUCAAUUCUUUAUUCUUAUUUUCAUAUAUGAGUGGGGUUCUGAGA
Prunus avium (sweet cherry) is the source of this 768-nucleotide messenger RNA. Its product is annotated as early nodulin-like protein 15. Gene Ontology annotation, cellular component: plasma membrane. Gene Ontology annotation, molecular function: electron transfer activity. The record is from RefSeq and is a predicted model, not a curated record. NCBI's taxonomy places the organism in Eukaryota, Viridiplantae, Streptophyta, Magnoliopsida, Rosales, Rosaceae.